UAUGGAAGUUAAUAUUAAAGAAUUAAAUGAAGGUCCAGCAAUCGUAAUUGAUGGGCAAACAAAUGUAGAUUUGGAUUCAGAAAUAAAGGAAUUUAAAGAAGGCUAAACAAAGAACCCUACAUAAGUUCCUGUAAAACCUGGAAAAUAUAUCCUAACAAAUGGUGAUAAAGUUACAUUGAAAUUUGCAAAGGGUCUAAUCCUAUGUAAUCUUAUUGGAUUUGUUUUUUUAUUUGUAGGAUGUACUAUCAUCUAUACAAUCCUUAAAUCUAAUUGGUAUGAUGAAAUGAUAGUGUCCUUUUAAAUCUUCAUUUUUUCAGAUGUCUUUUUAGUAGGAGAAAAGAUUUUGUUUUUCGCAGCUUUGAUAAACAAAAAGAAAAUAGUUAAAUUAUGUCCCUUUUUAAAUGUUAUCUCAUUAUUACUGAAGAUAGUGGCUAGUGGAUUGAUUGUGUAAGAAAUUUAAUUAAUAAUAUUAGUCACAUGAUUCCUUGUGCAUUGGCAGUUAGUCUCGUUUUAGUGCUUCUCUAAAUGCCUCAUAAUAUCAUGAUUAAAGUGAUCACCAAAAGAUGGAGGAAUAUCCCUUAAAGAAAGUGGAAAAAGUAAUUAAUUUUAGUUAGAAAACCAAUCCCUUAGAAAUGAG
Molecule: messenger RNA, 637 nt
Organism: Paramecium pentaurelia
Lineage: Eukaryota; Ciliophora; Oligohymenophorea; Peniculida; Parameciidae
Source: the annotation of a GenBank genome assembly